CUUUUUGGCACGAGGCAGUAGAAUUAACGCGAGACGAUCGAGAUCACCGCCUUAUCUCUCUCUUCCUAAAAUAGGUUUUGCUUGACGAAGUCUGUGCGGCGCAGACCACGCCCGUCCCCUAUGUUUGCUCCGGUUCCAUCGUUCUUUGCCCCGUAUCAAUCGCUUCGGCGCUUCGUUUCUAGCUAUUUACCUGUCGCCCGAUCGGAGACGAAGAGCGAUUGGAGAAACAGAGAGGUUACCACCUACGUGCGUGCUACCGGACAGGCGUCGCCGCCGCUACCACCAUGUCUUUCACCGGCACGCAGGACAAGUGCACGGCGUGCGACAAGACGGUCCACUUCAUCGACCUCCUCACGGCUGACGGCGUCAUCUACCACAAGACCUGCUUCAAAUGCAGCCACUGCAAGGGGAUCCUCUCGAUGUGCAGCUAUUCUUCCAUGGACGGCGUCCUCUACUGCAAGACGCACUUCGAGCAGCUCUUCAAGGAGACAGGGAGCUUCUCCAAGAAGUUCACACCGGGUAACAGAUCAUGCGACAAGGAACUGUCAAGGGCCCCAAGCAAGCUAUCUUCUAUCUUCUCUGGCACUCAGGAUAAGUGCACAGCUUGCCAGAAAACAGUGUACCCACUUGAGAAGAUGACUUUGGAGGGCGAGGCGUACCACAAGGGCUGCUUCAAGUGCUCGCACGGGGGUUGCAUCCUAACCACCUCGUCUUACGCAGCGCUCAAUGGCGUAUUGUACUGCAAGAUCCAUUUCGGACAACUCUUCAUGGAGAAAGGAAGCUACAGCCACAUGAAAAAGAAGAGCAGCUCCCAUGAGGUCUUGCCUGACCUGGUGGCUGAAGAGCAACCGGCGGCGGCUCCCGAAGCACCAGCGCAAGAUGGAGAAUAGAGAGGAAAAGUAGGAAAACACGAAGCUUAUAUACACAAAUAUACAACACAGCCCGGAGUUCCUGUUUCUUACUUCUACAUCGCUGUCUUUACCCCGUCUUAUUUUUUGGUUCCCCCGAGAGCUUGGUUUGUCAAGCUGUAAGUAUUGUACUAAUAUACUAAUACCUUCCUUUCAUAUGAGACUAAUGGCAACUGUGGCAAUCAACUAGUAAGCCUCAUGGGGAAAACUGUUA
This is a messenger RNA of Lolium rigidum, 1122 nucleotides long. RefSeq names its product LIM domain-containing protein PLIM2b. Gene Ontology annotation, cellular component: actin cytoskeleton; plasma membrane. Lineage: Eukaryota; Viridiplantae; Streptophyta; Magnoliopsida; Poales; Poaceae. Gene Ontology annotation, biological process: actin filament bundle assembly. The coding region runs from base 285 to 890 and encodes 201 amino acids. The record is from RefSeq and is a predicted model, not a curated record. The transcript has 5 exons. Gene Ontology annotation, molecular function: actin filament binding.